Messenger RNA from Aspergillus luchuensis, 318 nucleotides. RefSeq lists its product as uncharacterized. The transcript has a single exon. Lineage: Eukaryota; Fungi; Ascomycota; Eurotiomycetes; Eurotiales; Aspergillaceae. The record is from RefSeq and is a predicted model, not a curated record. The coding region runs from base 1 to 318 and encodes 105 amino acids.
AUGAAUGGGGCGCGAGGCCGCCCGCCCGAUGGAAAUACUUUACCUACGGGAGAUGCAGUAAGUGUAGUAUUCUGCAGGUAUGGUUGGGCGGAAUGGGAUGUCUCCUCCUCCUCCACAAACAUCAUCGGAUUUUAUCCCGCCCGCGUCUGGGGUUGGAUGGAUGGAUGGAUGAAUGGAUAUGCGUUAUUUGGUUCAGGGCUUUCUCUUUCGUUCGGACUUGGGUGGGAGCUGAGUGCGGGCGGUAUCGAUCGAGACCCGGUCGGGAUGACGGUGAAUCCCAUUCCCAUCAUCCUACUGCUACUACUCAGCACGGAGUAA